This is a messenger RNA of Effrenium voratum, 2340 nucleotides long. The record is from the annotation of a GenBank genome assembly. NCBI's taxonomy places the organism in Eukaryota, Dinophyceae, Suessiales, Symbiodiniaceae.
AUGCUGCAGGUAGCCAUGGCACGCAAGCAAAAGCGCGCCAAAGCCGAGCCCGGAUCGUCCGGCCGCGGUGCCAAAGCUGAGAAAGCGGGCCCCAACCCGUACGACAGAAGUUUCCAGAACAAGCGGCGGCGGCACGCCGUGCUCAACGAGCGCGUGAAGGGCGAGCAGCGGAACGUGGCCAGGAGCCGCGUGGCGGCGACCAGCGAGCGGAAGCAGAAGCUGCUGCAGGAUCAGCUCACGGCGGGCCGCAGCUCCAAGUUCCGCGACGCCCGCCUGGGCGGCGAUGCGGACGACGGCGCUGGCGUGCAGCGCCUGGUGCGCUUGCGGCAGCGCCAAGCGAAGAAGAGCUUCAACUUGGGGAAGUUGUCCACUGAGGACCUCCACCACGGUGGCCAGCCUCUCAGCUCCUUGCCAGACUCGGAGCUCAGACGUUCAGCGGAGAGCGAUGAGGAGGACCCCGGCACGACCAUGGACGACAUCAUCGAGAUGGGCCGUGCGCGGAAGGAGGAGGCGGCACGGGAGAGGGAGGAGCUGGAACGUCAGAGGGGCGAUUUGGACAAGGACUUCUCCUCCAUCAUGGGUGAGCUCAAUUUCCGGCCGAGCAAGGCUCAGCGGCCAAUUGAUCGUGCAGAGCCAGACACCUACGACAAGUUGCUGAAAGAGCUGGUCUUCGACAAGAAGGCAACAGCCACUGAACGCACGAAGACGCCAGAAGAGAUUGCUCGCGAGAAGGCAGAGAAGCUUGAGGCUUUGGAAAGGCAGAGGUUGGCGCGAACCGAUGGUCUAGCUGAAGAUGUGGACGAGGAGAGUGAGGUGAUGGGUGCCAGCGACAGGGAGGCGGAAGAUGAUCAAGAAGAGGAGGAGGGAGAAGAGGAGGAGCAGGAAGAGGACGCUUUGGAGCCAGAAGGCGAUGCACAACUGGGAGAUGCACUGGGCGCAGACAUGGAGGACAAGGCCAAGGAUGGUAAAGAUGAGGACGAGGACGACCGUCUCGGGGAGGACUGCAUAAAGCUCAUGAGGAUCGACGAAGCUGAGAAGCCGUAUAAGCACUUCAUGAAGAAUGCGAGCGGCGAAGAGGGCCUACCAUUUGCCCCUGAGUGUCCAUCUGACCGGCUGUCAGUCGAGAAGCUCUUGGCAGGCUGCUCACCGACAGCAGCCUUGAAAUUGAUUCAACGGGUCCGCACGCGCACCUCCGCGGCCCUGGGCACGGAGAACCGCCGCAAGCUGCGGUCCUUCUUCCUGGCGCUGCUGGACUUCUCGGUGAACGUGGUGGCCCGCAGCGACGGGGACAUCAGCGCCGUGGGCAUGGCGUUGGUCUACGGCCUGCAGCGGCCCCUGCUGGAAAUGGCCAACGAGCACCCGGAGGCGGCCACCAACUACUUCCUGGAGCUGCUGAAAGACCUGGGGGAUCUGCCGAAGGCCAGGGAGUUGGCCGCCCUGAAGCUGGUGCCGUGGCUGUUCCCCGUCACCGACUUCCAGCACCCGGUGGUCACCCCUGCCACCAUCCUUGCGGACCACUGGGCGUCACAGCUGGCCGCGCUGGGGGAGAACAUCCAGGACCUCGUGUCCGAAGCUACCAUGCUCUGCACCAUCCUCUAUGAGCUUCUGUCCCCGGGCCAAAAGUUCUGCAGCUCUUUCUUCCAGCUGGGCGCUGCUUUGCUGGAGUCCUGCGCCGCUUCCGCCGAGCAGGGCCGGCAGCAGUGCGCGGACGCCGCGAAGGACAUCGCAGCGCUGCUGGCCAACGCUUUAAGUUCGAUGGAGCCUGCGGUGAAGUCCAUGAUCAUGCAGACGAUCCUGCAGCCUCGCCUGGGCCGCUUGCUCGGGAAGAAGGUCAUCAGCCAGGCGCUGCAGAUCUUGGACGAGGGGGGCCCGCUGAAGCCCUUGCAACUCUUUGAGGAGGGAGCGGUCCAGAUCAAGAUGCUGGACCCCAUCUUCCACGAGGAAGGUGACCGGCCACGGGGCAUGGAGGCGUCUGAGACCAAGCAGCUCCAAAGGAAGCUGAACCAGGAGCGCCGCGCGGCCGCUCGGCAGCUGUCGCGGGACUCUGCCGUGGUGCAGCAGCUGCAGAAUCAGAAGGCAGAGGUCCGCAGGAAGACGAGUCUGCAGGAGAAGAAGCGCGUGCGUCAGCUCAUGGACACGGAGAAGCAGGAGCUCAAGAAAAUGGCCACGGAGUUCGAUAAGACCAUGAACACCACCUUUGGCAGCUACUCCAAGACCAAAGAAAGGAAGAAAGCCAACCGGCGCAUGGCUGGGAAUGCUACCGCAGAGAAUCCCAAGGCGCCGAAGCCGGCGAAAGUGGCCAAAGGCCAGGCCAAGAAGCAAAAGGAAGGCAAGAGUUAA